This is a messenger RNA of Limulus polyphemus (Atlantic horseshoe crab), 1526 nucleotides long. RefSeq names its product leucine dehydrogenase-like. Gene Ontology annotation, molecular function: oxidoreductase activity, acting on the CH-NH2 group of donors, NAD or NADP as acceptor. The transcript is spliced from 7 exons. NCBI's taxonomy places the organism in Eukaryota, Metazoa, Arthropoda, Merostomata, Xiphosura, Limulidae. The record is from RefSeq and is a predicted model, not a curated record. The coding region runs from base 10 to 861 and encodes 283 amino acids.
GGAAUUCGAAUGUUAGAGUACCAUUCCAUGGAAAAUUAUUUACAGGAAGGCUUACGGUUGUCUACUCGAUUAGGCAUCAAGUCAGCUCUGGCUGGGUUAUGGAUUGGUGGUGGUAAAGGACUUAUAUCUGAACCACCUAAUCGACAAAGUUUGCAACCAGAAUUUAGGCAGAAGCUGUUCUUUGAUUUUGGAGACUUCGUCUCCUCCUUGAAUGGAUGUUAUAUUACAGGUAUUGAUAUUGGUGUGAACAUUUCCGACAUGACCAACGUUCAUUCCCGCACCCGUUGGACGGUCAGUAUUCCAGGAGACCUUGGUGGGUCAGUAAAUGCAGCAAACCUUCUGGGAAGAGGCAUUUUCUUCAGUGGGACAUACUGUUACUUUUUGAAUCUGAACUUAAAUUCAGUUUUUCCUUUUUUAGGGAUGAAUGUUGCUCACUUACUGUUAGACAGAGAUGUUGGUCACAUAUAUAUUACCGAUGUGAGUAAAAAACGGGUUGAAGACAUAAGAGACAUCUUAGCUCAUAAGUCUCAUGGAAGGGUGCAGGUAGAAAAGGUGCCAAUUGGAGAUCUGAGCAUUUUAAGCUACAAAUGUGACAUACUUUCACCAUGUGCUCUAGGCCAUGUAAGUAAUGUCGUGUUUAUAUACGUGUUGACUCAGAAGAUUUUGAAAGAUUCUUUAGAACAAAACAUUACUGUUGUAGAAGCUGCUAAUCAGCUAGCAGAAAUCUUUGGACAGCAGGAACAUCCUCUGUGGCCAGGUCGGACAAGAGCCAUCAUCCAAGGACUUCUGGAUGGUGGGUGGCAUGAGGGUCGGGACUUCUGGCUGAAAAGAAAGAAUUUUGCUUUUACAGAUUUUGUAUGAUCUGGAGAAUCAUUCAUUGUUCAAGAAUAAGCCUAUCUCUAGAUAGUUUUACUUUUCCAAAUGGUAGACAUUAUUUGUUUGAUAGUGCUACUUAAGGAAGGUUCUAAUACAAUUUUGUUUCUUUUUAUGUCUGGGAAAGCAUUAGAAGCUGUGAUAAUCCAGUUUUUUAUUUAUAUGACUCUAUUGUUGAAGAAAAAGUGAUUUAGCAAAAUGUUUUUCUCUUGUUACAAAAAUAAUAUUCAUAAGGUAAUCUUAUAGGACUCUUGUGCAUUUAUAUUUCUGUAACAAUUUAUUGGGUUUAAAUUAAGAAAAUUAUUUAGAAUCUUAUUAUUUACAUUUCUGAUAUCUUUAAUACAGAAUAAUUUACAUGAGGUAACAUCUUUCUGUAUCCUUCAAAUUAAAUACAUUCAACUUAGUGAUCCGCAGCAGAAAGAAAACCUUGAGCUAGAUAUUGUCACAUCUUCAUAUUGAUAUGUUACAAACAACAAGACAUAGAUAUUUCUAUAGGAUCAGUAUAGAUGUGCUACAAAUAGCCAAACCUGGAUAAUAUUUGUGUUCAUAUUGAUAUGUUACAAACAACAAGACAUAAAUAUUGCUAUAGGAUCGGUAUAGAUGUGCUACAAAUAGCCAAACCUGGAUAAUAUUUGUGUUCAUAUUGAUAUGUU